CAACUGGACAAGCGCCGUUGGCAAGGAUGGCAAGAUCCCAAAGAAAUCGCAUCCUCCUCCCAAGUCCCAACUAGGAACCUCUCGUCCUGCUCCCCCUCUGAAUCCCUAAUCCCCCCUACGCGCUCGAUUGCCGCCGCCGCCGCCGCCGCCGCGUUCGCGUCCCCUCCGUCGCCCCAUCCUCCCGCAAUGCAACCUCCAUCCGGUCUCUCCCCGCCCCCACCAUCCUCUCCGCCCGCCGAUACGCUGGCCUCCGCCGCCAUCCAAACCCCAAGCCUCCCCGACACCCCGGCCUCCUUGGAUCCCGACACCCCCUUCUCCGACGCCGCACCCGUCGACGCCUCGGACGCCGACGCCCCAGCCCUCGCGCCAACACCCGACGGCGCCCUCGCCUCCGCCUCGGACGCCCCCGGCGACGGCGAGGACGACGGGAUCACCAACCCCUCUGGCGGCUCCAGGAAGCACAUGACCCUAGCGCCGCCGGCGCCGGCCAGCAAGAAGUCGAAGAAGAAGGGCGGCAACAGCGUCUGGACCCGGCCAACCUCCCGCAAGGGCAAAAAGAAGGCGAGGCAGCCGGGCGGCCACGGACCCGGUGGCGGCGCCAGCAGCGCCCACCCCGGGCCUAUUGCCGGUGGAGACGAGUUGUGCCAGCUCGUCCCCGCGACCCGCCUCGCCGCCGAGCGCAACGACGACGCUGCCACCCAGCCCGUGCUCCUCUCCCGCUUCUUCAAGUCCGAGAGGAUCGAGGUCUCCGACGACCGCCUCACUGCUGCCAGCACCAAGGGCUACCGCAUGGUGCGCGCCACCCGCGGCGUGGCGGCCGGGGCGUGGUACUUUGAGGUCAAGGUCGUGCAUCUCGGCGCCACUGGCCACACGCGCCUUGGAUGGGUGACCAACAGGGCGGACCUCCAGACGCCGGUUGGGUAUGACGCCUAUGGGUUUGGGUACCGCGACAUUGAUGGUGCCAAGGUGCAUAAGGCUUGGAGGGACAAGUAUGCUGAUGAAGGGUAUGGGGAAGGAGAUGUCCUCGGGUUCUACAUUUCCCUACCUGAUGGAGAGCGAUAUGAGCCUAAGCAACCCGACCUGAUUCAGUACAAGGGAAUGCCCUUUCAUGUGCAAAUCCCCAAGGAGGAGCAGAAGGUACCAGCUCCUGUUCCUGGGAGUGAGAUAUGCUACUUCAAGAAUGGGGUAUGCCAAGGCAGUGCCUUCAAGGACAUUCCUGGAGGGAGGUAUUACCCUGCAGCGUCAAUGUAUACGUUACCUAAUGAGCCAAACUGUGUAGUCAAAUUCAACUUUGGGCCAGACUUCGAGUUCUUCCCACAAGAUUUUGGUGACCUCCCAAUCCCUCAACCAAUGAGCGAAGUGCCUUAUCAGGCACUUGAGGUGAAGAAUGAGGGGCCUACCGAAAAUGGUAUUGCUGAAAAAACUAGCUAGUGUAGUUAACAUGCUAUUUUAGGCUUUUAGCUAUGUCGAGAUCCAUGGCUAGGUCAUGGUGAGGUUGGCUGCUGGAGCCAUGUCUGACUAGAUGAAGUUAUUGUGUACCAUAUGCAACCAGAGGGUGUAACAAUCUGUCAUGUGGCAUGCUGUAGUAGUGGGACGAAGAGUAGUGAUGUGUGGUGUACUGGUGUUCUGGUGGUACGGCAGGUGAAACUUUAUGCUGGGAGUUUCACUGCUAAUGAAGGAUUUGUGUGGCCAGAAAAAAAAUCUGCAUGUAAAUUUGCCUCAUUUAUGUUCAUUUUCAUCCCAGCUAUUUAAGCAAUCCAA
This is a messenger RNA of Panicum virgatum (switchgrass), 1761 nucleotides long. RefSeq names its product protein TRAUCO-like. Gene Ontology annotation, molecular function: protein binding; transcription cis-regulatory region binding. The transcript has 3 exons. The record is from RefSeq and is a predicted model, not a curated record. Gene Ontology annotation, cellular component: Set1C/COMPASS complex. The annotation marks the transcript as partial. Lineage: Eukaryota; Viridiplantae; Streptophyta; Magnoliopsida; Poales; Poaceae.